AGGUAAGUGUGUCAAUUCAGUGAAAAAAAUGAACGGUGCUACAGUAUGUCUUGUUAUCGGUUUGUUUGGGAGUACCCUGGCCAUCCAGUACCAGAUAAAGAACAAUGCCGGGGGUGAGAUAUGGGUGGGCAUCCAGGGUAAUCCAGGACAUCCACACUUAAACAAUGGGGGUUUUAAACUUUCCCAGAACCAGCAGAAAACUGUAAAUGCUCCUGACGACUGGGCAGGGCGUUUCUGGGCCAGGACUUGGUGCGAUGGGGGUAGCAAUCAUUGUUUAACCGGUGAUUGUGGCAACAAACUUGAAUGCAACGGUGCUGGGGGUAACCCUCCAGCAACUCUACUCGAGAUUACACAGAAAGGAAACGCUGGACUCGACUAUUACGACGUCUCCCUGGUCGAUGGUUUCAAUCUGAAGGCUUCUAUGACCCCUCAAGGUGGACAGGGAGACGGCAGUCAGUACAGCUGCAAGAAGGCGGGCUGCGACACUGACAUCAAUCAGAAAUGUCCAGGGGAGCUGCAACUCAAGAACGGACAAGGGCAAGUUAUUGGUUGCAAGUCCGCCUGUUUGGCAUUCAACACCGACGAGUACUGCUGUAGGGGUGCCCACGACAGACCAGAAACCUGCAAAGCGUCGGACUGGCCGAAGAACUAUCCCCAACAGUUCAAGGAACUGUGUCCAGACGCAUACAGCUACGCCUACGAUGAUCACAAGAGUACAUUCACUUGUAAAAAUGUUCCUGUUUAUUCGAUCACUUUUGGUUAGAAAAGCAUGGAAAUAGUUUGGAAUAUAAAUGAAAUUUUACAGUCUUUGUUUAAUUUUUUCAUGAGUAGGUGUGAUUUAUAGAUGUAGGUGCAUGAUUUAUACUUUAAUAUGAUAACACAAAUAUGAAAACAAUAUGAAAUAUUCGUUCGA
This is a messenger RNA of Coccinella septempunctata (seven-spotted ladybird), 913 nucleotides long. RefSeq names its product thaumatin-like protein 1b. The record is from RefSeq and is a predicted model, not a curated record. Lineage: Eukaryota; Metazoa; Arthropoda; Insecta; Coleoptera; Coccinellidae. Bases 29 to 763 code for a protein of 244 amino acids. The transcript is spliced from 3 exons.